AGUUUGGGCUUUAAAGUGUAACCAUCGGAGACGAGACCAGAGGCCGAACUCGGGUUCUGACAAGAUGGCCGGGCUGCCCCGCAGGAUCAUCAAGGAAACCCAGCGUUUGCUGGCAGAACCAGUUCCUGGCAUCAAAGCCGAACCAGAUGAGAGCAACGCCCGUUAUUUUCAUGUGGUCAUUGCUGGCCCUCAGGAUUCCCCCUUUGAGGGAGGGACUUUUAAACUUGAACUAUUCCUUCCAGAAGAAUACCCAAUGGCAGCCCCUAAAGUACGUUUCAUGACCAAAAUUUAUCAUCCUAAUGUAGACAAGUUGGGAAGAAUAUGUUUAGAUAUUUUGAAAGAUAAGUGGUCCCCAGCACUGCAGAUCCGCACAGUUCUGCUAUCGAUCCAGGCCUUGUUAAGUGCUCCCAAUCCAGAUGAUCCAUUAGCAAAUGAUGUAGCGGAGCAGUGGAAGACCAACGAAGCCCAAGCCAUAGAAACAGCUAGAGCAUGGACUAGGCUAUAUGCCAUGAAUAAUAUUUAAAUUGAUCCGAUCAUCAAGUGUGCAUCACUUCUCCUGUUCUGCCAAGACUUCUUCCUUUUUGUUUGCAUUUAAUGGACACAGUCUUAGAAACAUUACAGAAUAAAAAAGCCCAGACAUCUUCAGUCCUUUGGUGAUUAAAUGCACAUUAGCAAAUCUA
Molecule: messenger RNA, 680 nt
Organism: Pan troglodytes (chimpanzee)
Lineage: Eukaryota; Metazoa; Chordata; Mammalia; Primates; Hominidae
Product: ubiquitin-conjugating enzyme E2 N
Exons: 1
Coding region: 65-523 (152 amino acids)
Source: RefSeq, a predicted model, not a curated record